AUGAGAAGUCAAGAAGGAUAUGACACUGAACUCUUGAAGUCGGCAUGGUUCUUAUCAGAUUACUUUGUUGAUGUUCAGCAGGGAACUCAGUCGUUGUUUAGAGAAUUUUCCUUUGUGAAGGCUACACCUCAAAAUUGUCUCUCUCUUGUAAAACUAUUUUAUCGCUGUUUCAAACCUAUUGGUCAUCGGGGAGACCUUCUCAACACUAGGGAAUACUAUUCUCUUAUCACUCCCAUUUGUCCUGAUUUUCCUCUCGAAACCAUUCAGAAAACGGCUCGAACUAUAUUAACUGAUGAUGUGAUGGAUUGCUUGGUGGCUUUUCGUGACUUUAUUUAUGCCUUUCAAGUACAAUUUGUAUAUGAAGAGUUUCUUAAGCUCUGCCUUGAGGUAUACUCAAGUGUCUUGGCUGCUGCUAUUAGAGCCAACCCAGAGUCAACAGCAUCGAGAGUGGUGGUGGUACCAACCUCUACCAUUUCACCAACAAAGCCUAAAGAUAGCAAAGAUACAAACACGACAACAGUUCCUGAAAACGUUGAUUCUCUCAUUUCUAUUGGUUUAUUAGAAGAACAGUUGGAGUCGAGGAAGUUGUCCUGUUAUCCUCCUGUGGACGUCCUGCGUCAUAUAUUGAAAUACAAACAAAGUGUAUCUUACUAUGAAUUUGUUAGCUUGGUGGUGAAGUCAGAGGAAGUCAAUGAACACUUGGGUGCAUUGACUUCGAGUGAGAAACUAUUCGCAUGCUCUCUGUCUCCAUCUACUUUUAGAAAACAAUCACAUACUUAG
This is a messenger RNA of Corticium candelabrum, 780 nucleotides long. RefSeq names its product centriolar satellite-associated tubulin polyglutamylase complex regulator 1-like. The record is from RefSeq and is a predicted model, not a curated record. The transcript is spliced from 2 exons. Lineage: Eukaryota; Metazoa; Porifera; Homoscleromorpha; Homosclerophorida; Plakinidae. The coding region runs from base 1 to 780 and encodes 259 amino acids.